GACCUUGCAUUUUGUUAAUCGAAGCUUUCAUCGCCGCAACAUCUGGCAACGCCUUCCUUCUCUUCCUCUUGCUUCUGCGCGAAGAAUUUUCUUUGAAUUGUUUUCGUGUUAAAUUGUUUGUUUAAAAUGAAUCUGGAGGACAUUUCGAUGAUAAUGAAACUGUUUGAUAGCAACAUGCACAAGCUUCAGGGGAAUCUACGCUCCUAUCAAACCGAAGUGCAUCAAAUUCACACGGAGCUCACAGAAAAAUUGUCGCAUGCAGAUCCGGUGGACAGGAGUCUCAUUCCGCUGCACGAUCACUUGGUGGCCAGUCUGAGCGAAGUGAAUGCACACGUAAUGAAGCUGAAUCUGCAACUACACAUCAACCGCCAGUCUGCCAGAUUGGGGGACCAUGAAUAUUUCGAGAAAUCCAUCGACAAUCCAGAUUCGAAGAUUCGCUCAGGUUUACAAGCGGAUUGUCAGUCCUCGAAGCCGGCCUUCGUGGAAUGUCUGCCCUCCUCCGCAUCGGAGGAGGUUCCCGUCGUGACUGUGCAGGAAGCCUCUUCGACAACCCAGCUCGACGCGAUUACAGUGGUCAAUGAAAACCUCUCAAAACAGUGUAAGGCUGCUACUCUGCAGCCUUUGGAAAGUUCCAAGAACAUGGAACUACAAGUAGAGGAGACUAUGCCUUUCCACAAACAGCUUGAUGAGGGUCGUGGUGGUUCCCAGUCUAUUGAAUGUGAUCUCCUCCAACUACAAAAAGAAGAGAUCCCAGUGGGCUCGAAGAUUGUCGUGGAAACUUUAAAGACUAACAAUACAGUGCGUCCCGAAGCUUCCGCUUCAGAAACUUUUGACAAUCAGUCCCUUCUGGCUGCGAAACAAAGAACUCAAGCGAUUGGAACUGGUAUCUGCAACAAGGCCUCCAAGAACACCACUAACAGCAAUCCUCCUGAGGUCCCUGCUGCAGCCAUCGAAAAAGUUCACGAGCAGCUCCCAAAAACUCAGAAAAACCUAUUCCUAUUGCCUCCCAAAGGCGGCACUGAGACGACCAGUCGUGGUAUCUACAAUCAAAUCUUGAAGAACACGGCUGCCUUUCCAGAGAAUACUGUAGUUAAUGCCGUUUUAGUGCACGUGGACGAAACGGAUAAUUGCGUCUAUGUGGCUAAAUGGGAUCCCACUUGUGAAAUGAUUAAGAAGCUGCUCCAGCGACAACGGCCAUUGAAGGCGUUGGACCAGCUGCCCGACUACGGAGACAUUUUUGCUGUUUACGACAGUACCGACAACAUCAUUUUACGGAUCACCAUCAACUCGAGUAAUGCGGGCGGAGGAUAUGAUGCGUACCUUAUCGACUUUGGCAAUCACAUUCACCUUGUCGGCAACGAAACAAUAUAUAAACUGCCGAACGACAUCAAACAGUGGCCGGCACUGGCCAUUAGAUGCGAUUUAAUCAACUGUGAUAUCGACAAUAUGCAUCGCUUCGUUAACACGUUUAUUAAGAUUCGAGUGCACGAAAACAAUGAUAAUACACUAGUGGCCGAAAUGGUCGUGGAUAGGUUAUGCAGACCUACAAAAACAACCGCCACUAAAUAUCGCGCUGGAAUAACCGAGGAAGACAUAGCCAUGCUGAAUGAAAUCGAUGAGAGCACCAGUGAUCCUCUGAAGGCAGUUCUUGGAUUUCGUCCCAAGGACGAGCAACGCAUUUGCCGGCACUACGAUCCCAAGCUGAAUGGCUGCUUUAAGGGUAACAAUUGUCGUUUGGCUCAUGAGCCCUUUGCUCCAAAUGGCGCCACCAAGGAUGUGGAACUAGCUAGAGCUCUUCCGGAGACAAUCUUUGAUACACCAGUGCCUGUUGAAAUCGGCAGCACUGUCAGAAUCCAGAUCACCUUCAUUAAUGGACCCACCGAGGUUUAUGGCCAGUUUUUUGACGAAUCUCCGCCGUUGGUGUGGGACAGAAAGGAUGUGCCAGUUAACAAACGGACCUUCAAGUCGAAACCGCGUCUUCUCGACAUUGUACUUGCUCUCUACAGUGAUGGUCGCUACUAUCGCGCCCAAAUAAUCAAUGAAUUUCCCAAUGAGUACAUGAUCUUCUAUGUGGAUUACGGCAACACGGAGUUCCUGCCCCUGAUCUGCUUGGCUCCAUGUGAAAACGUGGACAGCUUGAAGCCCCACCGCAGCGUUAGUUUUCACAUUGAGGGAAUUGUAAGGUCAAAAUAUCUGACACACCAAACGACAAUGGAUUCCAUUGAGUAUCUCAAGUUAAAGCUGCUAAACGUGGUGUUGAAUGUACACCUGGUACAGCGCCUGCCGGAUGGCUUCCUAAUUCGCUUCCUGGACAAUUGGAAAGAUAUACCUAAAGAGCUAGUGCGACGCAACUACGCCCAGGCUAGCAAAUAAGUCGUGCCGAUAAUGUUAAUAAAAUGUAAUACAAUUUUGAAUUAUCGCUACUUCGGAGCGAUCCCAAUAAACUGACUAUGUUCCAACAUGUUAUCCAGA
Messenger RNA from Drosophila simulans, 2472 nucleotides. RefSeq lists its product as uncharacterized. Bases 127 to 2373 code for a protein of 748 amino acids. NCBI's taxonomy places the organism in Eukaryota, Metazoa, Arthropoda, Insecta, Diptera, Drosophilidae. Gene Ontology annotation, molecular function: metal ion binding. The transcript is spliced from 2 exons. The record is from RefSeq and is a predicted model, not a curated record.